CCAUGUUAUAAGCAAGUGUGUAGAAAGACGUCAUGGCGAACCAAAAUAUUGUACCAUGUCCCGCUACGAUGAACUUCAUGAGAAGGGCUGGGAUCUCACACGACCGUGCCUAUGAAUAUUGCAUGGUUCUUAGGCAGAAUGAAAUCCCGUAUCUACUGCUCAGUGAUUUACCGGAGGAGUAUCUGUUAAAUGAAGUCAAUAUGGCUUACGGCGAUAUGAUAAGGAUGAUACAAGCCAUCGACAUGGCCAAUGCCUGGAAGGAAUUGUUCAUUCAGAUCGGAAUUUCUGAAUUUCAGUCGACGCUGUAUGGGCUGAAAUUUUCAUCAGAACAAAUCACGCGGAGUGUGUUGCACAAUAUGAAAGAAAAGCACCUAACGCAUUUGGGUGUGAAUAGUGUUGGUGAUAAGCAGAAAAUGCUGAAAGCGGCUAAGAUGUAUCUGCUCAUGGUGCCCUGUGAAUGUGGCAUCAAAGUCAGCGAUAAUCAACGAGUACUUCGCGAGUACCAAGACAUGCUGGAUGACAACGACCGCAGACUAUUGCAGUAUGUUAGUACUACAAUAGUUGAGGAAGGAAUUACGCAACAAUAG
Saccoglossus kowalevskii is the source of this 587-nucleotide messenger RNA. RefSeq lists its product as uncharacterized. The record is from RefSeq and is a predicted model, not a curated record. Lineage: Eukaryota; Metazoa; Hemichordata; Enteropneusta; Harrimaniidae. Gene Ontology annotation, molecular function: protein binding.